AUGGAAGGGGCACAAAACGAUCACGCCUCCAGGGUACAAGCUAUCCUUGCAGACAAGGAGGCACACGUCCAGAAGAUUCGCAAGCUCUUUAGCGAGUUCGGGGCGGACGAUGUUGUAACGUACGAGAUGUUUCGGGACAAGUUCAACACGCAGGCGGUGCAGGAAUACUUUGCUACAAUCGGCCUCGAGGUUCCUGACGCUUGGUCUCUGUUCAAGCUCCUGGAUAUGGACGGUGGCGGUGCUGUUGAAGUGGAAGAGUUUUUAGACGGAUGCUUGAGGUUGCGGGGCCAGGCAACCGCCUUAGAUGUUGGAAAGAUCAUCCACGAACAGGCCUGGCUUCUGAAGAACCAGGGCAAGUUCCAAGCUUUCGUGGAGGUGGAACUCAGGCAUGUGAAGAGACAGCUUGGCAGCAUCACCGGCAUCUUCACACCGGAGGCUUCCGAGGAUGCUCACGAAGAGCAUCACGAUGACCUGCAUCGCAAGGUCGGCGACACGUCCGACCUACUUCAGCGCAUGCGGCAGGAGCAUUCUGAGCAAGAGGCCGCCUUGUCCCACGCACAAACGGGCGCUUCACGGCAUCAGGAAGACCUCCACAAACUCGAGCGGAUUGCUUCAGUGCACCAGGGUCGGGUCCACACAGCCAACAUGGAGAUCGCGCACCUUGCAUCCAAGCUUGAGGAACUGCAGCUGCCCACAGAGAGCUUCUCGGAGGUCGGGCGGCUGCAGCAUGAGCUGCACUCGAGGGAAGAAGAGCUCGAGGUGUCGGCGAAGCUAACUUUGAGCAAGACCACGUCACACGUGAAGCACGCACUUAGGUUUUCCGCAGAGGAAAAAACCGAAGAAGCGCAGAGAUAUCCGACCCCUGGAAUAAUAUAUGACAAGGGCUCCCAGCUGUACCUACAAGAUCCAGCAUACUGGAAUUACUGGGAUCGUCCCAUCAAGCCAGGCUAUCCUGCAGAUGACUUCUUGGAAAGCAACGUAACAUCUCCGCCAAGCGUGUGGUGGGAACAACGCAGGUUAUGGCGCAACAAAUGGAAGCAGCUCGGCACCGGCGACGAGGGGAUGGCAACUUUCCCGUAUGACGGUCGACCGCCUCCGGGCUGGAACGGGCGAUGCGUCAGGGAGCCCGGGCUUCUGAAUGCAGACUGGGGGCGGCCAAAGCUCUGGUGGGAAUGGCUCGAAAAGCCGAACCUGGCUGCACUCAUUGCAGUCGCAGCAGCCAAAUCCAUGGUUGGUGACUUUGUCGGCAGCUUUUUUGACGAUGAGAAGCGCCCCGUCUUCAUGAUGUGCACAUUGCCAAUCAAGCUCGACUCCCCCAUUUCCGAGUACUGGAAAGAGGCAGGUCAAGCCGGCUUCGACUUGGAAAGUCCUCAAGCGCCGUGGCCCCGACGCGGAACCUUCCGCAGAGCCAAGGCCGAUCAAAAGGUGUAUGCCACCUGGGAUCAAGAGAAAUGGGUGGACGAACAUACGCUCCGACGUCCUACCAUCAAAGGUUUUCCGAAAGCUCUAACACCUGCUGGACUGGAGCGUGCUACGCCACGCUUCGAAGACAGGUUCGAGGACGUGAAUACAGGCCUACCUGAUCUGAACGAGUAUGUGGAGAGCCAGCGUGAAGAGAUGUUCGAAGAAGCAAGGAUGAAGGCCUUCGAUGGGAACUCGGGGGCAUUGGGUUCUAUAGCAGACACGCUGUCGAAAUCGCGCAACGACGAGAUCCUGGCGUUGAGAGGCUACAAGCGUUUGAUGAAGGCGGAGCCCGAGUGGCUCGACAAGUUCCUGGAAGGUGACGUUGAGAAGCAGGAUGCCCCAGUUGGAUAUGGAGUCGAUGAGCAGACUUUCGAGAUGGUGAAGGAGCCAAAGCAUCCGGUGUGGGAGCCCACACCGCCUCCGUGGCACCCCGGCGACAUUCUGAAGAAGAUUCCGAGUUUCGAAAAGAUCUGGGAUGAGCGCAUGAAACAAGCUCUGGGAGCUGCUGCGAAGUUUAGUCGCUUUUCUGGCCGGGCGGCUCGCGAAGCGCAAGACGACUUGGACCACCAGUGGCAAGAUCUCAGCAAGCCACCAGACAACUCGAUGAGAGGUCUCUUGAAGAGGGCCGAGGCUGAAGCCGAAGCUGAGCGAGCCGCCGAUCCACCCAUUGUGACGGCGGCGGACGAAGCAGAGGUCAGGAUGAAUGCAAUGGCGAGCGCCAAUGCGGCUGACACAGAGGGUGCAGCAGACGAUCCGGGCGAGCAGCUCGCUGCUGUGCCAGCUUCCUCUUCGAAAGGGGCCAACACCGAGAUUCCGGAGGCGCAGAAGAUGGAUGCCAAGGAGGCCAGCCUUCCCAGAACCACCACUGGCGUCACCAACGAUGGUACGCCGCCUAGCUACAACAAAUCUUCGGUGAAAAGAAGAGGACGCCUAUACAUCAAUCAACGGAUCACCCAAGGUGGACCCUGUGACGAUGAAGGCCAGUUCGGUCGCUGCAGAGAUGCUGUUCGCCACCGGACUUCUGACAGUGCCAAGAGCUUGGUCAUGGAACAGUGCUAUGAGCAGCUCGGCGAGAAAGUCGUGAGCUCUGUCCGGACGUCACUUCUUUCCAUCCGUGACUUCAAGAUGUUAACGAAGCACCACCUAUUUGAAGGAGCGGAGGCGAUGCCCCACCGCAGGAUUUGCCAACGGGCCUUCGUGCCCUGGGUGAGCAGUGCUCCAGGCUCCCGCUUCUUCGAACCGAUUUGUCCGGAUUUGUGGUUCGAUGUUCAGGGGGAGGAGUCCUCCCCUGCGAGCACCGUCUCCUCCUCGCAGCGAUGCCCUCGUGAACUGGGCGCGGCGAGCGGACGGAAAAGCUGCUUGCUGGUAAACUCUACACUUUGGGUCACGAGCCAUUCCCAGGUUUUUCGACGUUCGCGGUGUUUUGCCGACCCCGAUGAAUGCACGACUUCCGGAUUCCGCAGCGAUGUGGCCCGAUGGAUACCGCUGAGCAUGCCCCCUCUCACGGUGGAGUAUAUCAAGCAUGCGACCGGGGAGUUCGAUGAGGCGCUCGCGGCCAUCAAUCGCCGUGAGACUGUUGCGAACACUUGCUCGCAGGAAAGCGUAUUCCAGGCCAUCCUCCCCAACCGCUCGAUCACAAGGAUUGAGCAGCUUGCAAAGUGCUGUAACCUUCGAUGGUUGGAUCUGUCAAAGAACCAGAUUGUCCGCAUGGAGAACUUAGAUGGCUUGAGCCAGCUGGUUUCAGUUGACCUGUCCUUCAACAAGAUCUCGAAGGUUCAGGAUCUGAGCGGCACUCCCAAACUUGAGCGGUUGAUGCUCAAGGCCAAUCCGAUCUCCAAAAUCCAGGACUUGGAAGGUCUGAAGGCAUCACGCUCCUUGCGCCAUCUCUCCUUCCAGAAUGUGGACAAUUCUGAUGCCUGUCCAGUAUGCUCACUGCCAGAGUACGCCAAGAGUUUGCGGUCGCUUUGUCCCGAGCUGUUGGCCUUGGACUCGAAGCGACUACGACUACCAGACUUGGAUCGUGAGAUUCGACGGUUGGACGAGCAGAACGCUGUGGACAUACCCGAGCCACAGCCAUGGUUCUCGGCCGCGGAUUUGGACCUGGGUGAGAUGCAGACAGCGGAGGUCAUCGAGGAGGCGCUGAAGGAUCGCAUAGGAGAGUUCGAGGCAGCCAUGGCCGACUGCAAGCAAGUGUUCAGAGAGGCAGAAGAACUGCUUCGACUGCAGGAGGCUGGCUGA
Messenger RNA from Symbiodinium sp. CCMP2456, 3702 nucleotides. The record is from the annotation of a GenBank genome assembly. NCBI's taxonomy places the organism in Eukaryota, Dinophyceae, Suessiales, Symbiodiniaceae.